Messenger RNA from Bactrocera neohumeralis, 516 nucleotides. It is a transcript of the gene Dph3, whose product is annotated as diphthamide biosynthesis protein 3. The record is from RefSeq and is a predicted model, not a curated record. The transcript is spliced from 3 exons. Gene Ontology annotation, molecular function: metal ion binding. Gene Ontology annotation, biological process: protein histidyl modification to diphthamide. Lineage: Eukaryota; Metazoa; Arthropoda; Insecta; Diptera; Tephritidae. Bases 146 to 406 code for a protein of 86 amino acids.
AAAACGAACAGUGCUAAUAAAACAAAUGACAGCAAUUUCAUCAACAUGCUUGUCCCAUUAUUAUUGCUAUUUUCAGCAACGUGAAUUUUAGUAAUAAUUACUAAUACUUUUUACACAAUUUAUUAUGUGAAAACGAUAAUACAAAAUGAGUGUUUAUCACGAUGAGGUCGAAAUCGAAGACAUGGAAUAUGACGAAGAAGAAGAGGUUUAUUACUACCCAUGUCCGUGUGGCGAUCGAUUUCAGAUAACCAAGGAAGAACUUAUGGAGGGUGAAGAAGUAGCCACUUGCCCCAGUUGUUCCCUUAUUAUUAAAGUAAUAUAUGAUGCGACUAUGUUUAAAGCAGAGGAAGAUGAAGAGACCGUGCUCAAUGAUAAAAUGAAAGAAAUGAAAUUGGAAAAGCACUAAGAAUUCAAUUCCUUUUGUAAAAAGAUUUCUAUAUUUCUGUAAUAUAUUAUAUAUAUAUAUAUAUGUUGACUAGAGUAAACAAUUACGCCUUCUGGCUUAUCUUACACAUA